UCCGCCAUUAGAGCACUUCGCGCUUCUUCUCCGAGCUCGAAACAUGAGGUCUUUCUCGGCCGACAUUGCGCUUUUUGUGCUAUUUUUAUCCCUUAUUCUCUUGGGUUCUCACUCUGAUGGGUCUCAAUCGAGUGUCAAGCUUCCAUGGAACCUCCGGGAUGAUUCCACGGACUGCAGCGACGAAGACAAAGCUGGGACGAAAUGGGCUGUCUUGGUCGCCGGUUCAAGGGGAUAUCUCAAUUAUCGCCAUCAGGCUGAUGUCUGCCAUGCAUACCAAAUCUUGAAAAAGGGUGGACUCAAAGAUGAAAAUAUCAUCGUCUUCAUGUAUGAUGAUAUUGCUCACAAUAAGGAGAACCCCAGGCGUGGAAUCAUAAUCAAUAAACCCGAAGGUGAUGAUGUAUAUGCGGGAGUCCCCAAGGACUAUACUGGAGAUCAUGUCAAUGCUGGUAACUUUUAUGCUGUUCUACUUGGAAAUAAAUCUGCCUUAACUGGUGGGAGUGGAAAAGUUGUAGACAGUGGCCCUGAUGAUCAUAUUUUUGUUUACUACACUGAUCAUGGUGGUCUGGGUUCUCUCGAGAUGCCGACUAGUCGUUCUGUUUAUGCCGAUGAGCUGAUGGCUGUGCUAAAGGAAAAACAUGCAUCUGGUUCCUUCAAAAGUCUGGUGUUCUAUCUUGAAGCUUGUGAAUCAGGGAGUAUCUUUGAAGGUCUUCUUCCAAAAAAUAUAGGCAUAUACGCAACCACGGCAUCUAAUGCUCUGGAGGAUAGUUUUGCAACUUACUGUGAUGUAGGUGGAUACAAUACUUGUCUUGGGGAUUUAUACAGCGUUUCCUGGAUGGAAGAUAGUGAUGAACAUAAUCUGAAUUCUGAAACUCUUGAACAGCAGUACAAAGUGGUCAAGAAAAGAACAUUGCCCAAGAAUGGUUCUGAUGAUGGUUCACAUGUUAUGCGAUAUGGAGAUCUUCAUCUCAGCAAGGACGUUCUUUCCUUGUAUUUCGGAUCAAAGCGUGCUAAUGAUUCAGAAACUUCAAUUCAUAAUAAUCCAUUUCCCUUAAUCUCAAAAUCUGUCAACCAGAGGGAUGCUGAUCUUAAUCAGCUCUGGCAUAAGUUUCAAAUGUCACCAGAAGGCAGCACAGAGAAGCUUGAAGUUCAGAAACAGUUGGUUGAUAUAAUGUCUUAUCGCUUGCAUAUAGAUAACAGCAUAGAACUCAUCGGACGGCUCCUCUUCGGGUCUGAGAAAGGUUUGAAAAUGCUCAAAAUUGUGCAACCAAGUGGACAACCUUUGGUAGAUGAUUGGGAUUGCCUUAAGUCAAUGGUGCGAACUUUUGAAACACAUUGUGGAUCACUGUCUCAAUACGGAAUGAAACACAUGCGCGCCUUUGCAAACAUCUGCAAUGCAGGCAUAAGAACUGAAACAAUGACUGAAGUGGCAGCUCAAGCUUGCAUUGCUUUCCUGGAUAACCCCUGGAGUUCUAUUCACCGAGGCUUCAGCGCAUGACAUCGAAUCAAGACACUAUUUUCUUCACAUAAAUACGACGCAGAAUAACAGUACCAAA
Molecule: messenger RNA, 1553 nt
Organism: Dioscorea cayenensis subsp. rotundata (Guinea yam)
Lineage: Eukaryota; Viridiplantae; Streptophyta; Magnoliopsida; Dioscoreales; Dioscoreaceae
Product: vacuolar-processing enzyme-like
Exons: 9
Coding region: 44-1495 (483 amino acids)
Biological process (GO): vacuolar protein processing
Molecular function (GO): cysteine-type endopeptidase activity
Source: RefSeq, a predicted model, not a curated record